AUGUCCCUCUUCGGUCGUUAUUAUCGCCAGGAUCUCACCGACGAAGUCUUGUCGUUGGUCGUUCAGGGCGGAGUCAUCCGUGUUGAAGUCAUGAAUGCGGGACCGAUGGCCGGUCUCGGUCUUAGCGACGCUGACGCUGCUGACCGUGGUAAGAUGAAGAACCAUUGGAGGUUCGCCGCGGUACUCAAGGAUGACAAUGGUACCUCCUAUGGCACCACCUUCGGGGUCGAUCCCGAAAAUCCCGCGAGCGACGAACAAAACGCUGAUUUCGUAAGAAGCAAAGAACCUCCCAUGUUGAACAAGGACGUGGUGUGGAAGGACAUUGACAGAUCUGGUACCGCGGUCGUUCGUGCCUUCCCUAUCAUUCGUUCUGCAAGCGGUGUCCCCACUGGAAGCAAAGGCAAACCUCCCAUGUGGAGCGACAAGGAGGAUUUCGAGCAUAUAGUUUCUCUUGAUAAAUCUGGUGCUUCGAUUGUUCAUGCCCCUGCUGGUAUUCGUUCUGCAAGCGGUGUUUACAUCCGCCAACGUGCCGAGGGGACGCCCCAAGCAGGUAUCUUCGGAUUGAGAAUCAGUGAAUAUUACACCCCCUCCGAUAACACUUUCGCCGUUUUCCACAUCCCUGUCACCAUUGAGCGUUUGACUCUCGGCGAAAUCUUGUUGACCUUUGAAGAACAGGGUAUGUUCCCCUUCUUUUUCAGGAAGCUGGAUUUUGCUAUAUUUGGAUGCCGGGACUUCAUUUUCAACGCGGUUGCAAGGCUCAUAGAGAAAGGCUACACGGACGGCUUCGUGAAGGAGGAAGAGAAGCACAUUUUUGAACUCUUGAACUUCCGCUACUCCCGUGCCCGCGAAGAUAUCGUCGGUGCUAUGACACUCAAAUCGUCAACCAAAGCUCGCUAUUUUGAGAGCGCUGUGGAUCGGGCUGUCUGGCCCCAGGGUUUCAUUGCUGCCGUGGAUGACCGUGUCAAGUUCAACUAA
Messenger RNA from Heterobasidion irregulare TC 32-1, 975 nucleotides. RefSeq lists its product as uncharacterized. Lineage: Eukaryota; Fungi; Basidiomycota; Agaricomycetes; Russulales; Bondarzewiaceae. The record is from RefSeq and is a predicted model, not a curated record. Bases 1 to 975 code for a protein of 324 amino acids. The transcript is spliced from 3 exons.